Molecule: messenger RNA, 696 nt
Organism: Aspergillus thermomutatus
Lineage: Eukaryota; Fungi; Ascomycota; Eurotiomycetes; Eurotiales; Aspergillaceae
Product: enoyl-CoA hydratase/isomerase family protein
Exons: 6
Coding region: 1-696 (231 amino acids)
Biological process (GO): fatty acid beta-oxidation
Cellular component (GO): mitochondrion
Molecular function (GO): enoyl-CoA hydratase activity
Source: RefSeq, a predicted model, not a curated record
AUGGAUCAUUCCAAGCAGACCCAAGAACUUAUUCUGGCUCAGACACAUCAGACAUCUGCUCGGAUACUCACGUUGAAUCGUCCAAACAAGCGAAAUGCUUUGUGUCAGACCCUUAUCGACGAGCUUUUGUGGCAGCUAGAGAUUGCCUCGGCUGAUCCGCACAUCCGAUCCAUCGUCAUAACUGGUUCGGGCGCCAUGUUUUCUGCUGGUGCCGACAUUAAAGAGAUUGCUCAAUUUAAUGGCGAAACUGCUCGUCAGAAACGGUAUCUUGAAGAUUUCUGUCAUGGAAUGAAAAAGGUCCGCAAGCCGAUUAUUGCGGCGAUUGAGGGUAAAGCACUUGGAGGUGGUUUUGAGCUUGCCUUGAUGGCGGACUUUAUCGUUGCCACGCCAGACGUGGAGUUCCGACUUCCUGAAAUAUCAAUUGGCCUGAUCCCUGGUGCUGGAGGACUAGUUAGCAGACUGGCGGAGCCUGGAAAGGCUUUGUCUGGGGCGUUGGAGAUUGCAGAGAAGCUGGCAACUCACAGUGCAUCGACCUUGAUGCUGUCAAAGGAGGCAAUAUGCAGAGCGGACGAAUUGCAGCAUGACCAUGACUUUGAGCGGUCACUUUAUUAUUCCGCAUUCGGGACCCGCGAUAUGAUUGAGGGGGUCGGUGCAUUUCUCGAGAAGCGGGCACCUGUAUGGAGAACGCCAUCUUGA